AGUUUUCGGAAUGAUUCGACUGAAUUAAAAAGUGGAACAAUCGAGCAUACCACGUCAUGGUCGAAAACUAGAACAUGGAUUUUAAGCAUUACUAAAUAGGAAAUACAAAGGAUAAGGACUAGUAGUCAUGUUUUGCGAUCCAUCGGAGGAUUUCUUAAGUGAAAACCAGUACUGGAAUACAACAGACCCAGACUUCUCUGAGUGUUUCCAGAAGACUGUGUUGCUAUGGAUACCAUGUGGUUUCCUGCUUCUGUUGGCCCCGGCUCGUAUCCUCAUCUUACAUCACAGUGAUCACAAACACAUCAUUCCGUGGUCAUGGCGCAGUCGCUCAAAACUGGGGUUGGCCUUUGUGAUUGCAUUACUGGGAGCAUUAGACGUAGGUUGUGGUAUCUACGAACAUUUUAAUGGCACAACGGUCCCGGCAGUUGACUUUGUCUCACCGCUUGUUGUUGUUCUUACUAUGGUUGUGUAUGUACUUGUGGUCCACUUUGAAAGGAAAAAUAGUGUUAGGUCAUCUGGAUUUCUUUUCAAUUUCUGGUUUCUGUUAGUCCUGGUUUCCAUAAUAACCUUCAGGUCUAAGAUUAGAGUAGCUUCAUUGAAGGGUGAAGUUGAGGACAUGUUCCGGUUUGUGACCUUCUAUGUCUUCUUCACAGUUAUUUUGAUACAGCUGGUCAUCUCAACUCUAGUGGACAAACAGCCAGUGGGUGCAGUACCAGUAGAAGAUGAGAACCCCUGUCCAGAGCCCCAUGUCUCGUUUCUGUCCCAGAUUACAUUCUGGUGGUUCUCCAGUUUGGUUGUAUUGGGGUACAAGAGGGCAUUGGAGAAGACCGAUCUAUGGAACCUGAAUCCCUCAGACAAAUGUAAAAAUAUCAUGCCCAAGUUUGACAAACAUCUACAGAAGGAACUCAACAGAUGUAAAAGAGUAAAUGAGGAAACAAGAACUGGUGCAGAAUCCAAUGCUACAGAGGUUGAGAUGAAGGAGAUACGUAAAGAUGGGGACACACCAGAGGUUAAAAUACUAGAACAACAAUGUAGUAAGAAGAAACCACGUCUGUUCUGGGCAAUGGUUAAGACAUUCUGGUUCAAGAGCUUUAUUGCUGCAGUUUACAAGCUGAUAUUUGACGUACUACAGUUUGUCAGCCCUCUCAUUCUCAAAUAUUUGAUAGCUUACACAACAGACAAGAGCCAGGAGACAUGGAAGGGAUACUAUUACUCAGUUUUAAUGUUGGCGGUGGUGCUGUUCCAAUCAGUAGUCUUACAUCAAUACUUCCAGAACUGCACUAUAGUUGGUAUGAGACUGAGAACUGCUAUCAUUGGUGCUGUCUAUGAGAAGAUGUUGAAAUUAUCUACAGCUGCUAGGAGAACCUCUACUGUGGGAGAGAUAGUGAAUCUGAUGUCUGUGGACGCUCAGAGAUUUAACGACAUGAUGACCUACAUCAACAUGAUCUGGUCAGGCCCCGUUCAGAUCACAAUCUCUAUUUACUUCCUAUGGGUGACUCUGGGACCAUCAAUCCUGGCAGGGCUGGCUGUGAUGAUUAUAUUGAUACCGGUGAAUGCUGUAAUUGCCAAUAAAGUGAAACAGUUCCAGGUGCAGCAGAUGAAUCUGAAAGACAAGAGGAUUAAGAUGAUGAAUGAAAUACUGAAUGGAAUAAAGGUGUUGAAGCUGUAUGCCUGGGAGGCAUCCUUUGAAAAGAAGGUGCUAGAUAUCAGGAAUAAAGAACUUGCUGUACUCAAGAAAAUGUCCUAUCUCAAUGCUUGUACAACAUUUACCUGGACCGUGGCUCCAGUAGCUGUAUGUUUGGUGACAUUUGCUGUGUAUGUGCUGGUUGAUGUCAACAACAUCCUCGAUGCAGAGAAAGCUUUUGUUUCCCUCUCUCUCUUCAACAUCCUGAGGUUCCCCCUGUCCAUGUUACCCAUGGUGAUAUCAAACAUUGUACAGGUGAGGGUAUCACUGUCACGUCUUCGCAGCUUCCUUGGAAAUGAUGAACUUGACCCAAAUGCUGUAAAACGAGACCCUGAUGCAAAACAUGCUUUCAGUAUAAAAAAUGGAUGCUUUGCUUGGGACUCGGCGGCAGGCACUACCUUGAAAAAUAUAAACCUUGAGGUUGAAGAGGGGAGUUUGAUUGCAGUGGUAGGGACAGUAGGAACAGGAAAGUCUUCCUUGUUACAGGCUGUGCUUGGAGAAAUGGAGAAGGUUAAAGGAGAAGUCACUGUCAAGGGAUCAAUAGCGUAUGUUUCACAGCAAGCAUGGAUACAGAAUGCCACACUGCAGGACAAUAUCCUGUUUGGUAAAUCAGCAGAUGUGACCAGGUACCGCGGUGUGAUAGAAGCAUGUGCUUUACAGCCUGACCUUGAGAUCAUGCCAGCUGGUGACCAGACAGAAAUAGGAGAAAAGGGUAUCAACUUGUCAGGAGGUCAGAAACAGCGUGUCAGUUUGGCUAGAGCUGUGUACCAGGAUAGAGAUCUCUAUUUAUUUGAUGAUCCAUUGAGUGCAGUAGACUCGCAUGUUGGAAAGCACAUAUUUGAGAAUGUCAUUGGACCUGAGGGUCUGUUGAAAGGAAAGACAAGAGUACUGGUGACUCAUGGUGUAGGUUUUCUGCCAUAUGUGGACACUAUAGUUGUACUUGCGGAUGGUCAGGUAUCAGAGAUGGGUUCAUACAAGCAGCUACUUGACCAUGAUGGUGCAUUUGCCCAAUUCCUGAAGAACUACCUUUCCGAAGAAUUGCAGAAAGAAAACGCUGAAGAUAUGGAAUUAGAUGUGGAGACCAUCUCACAGAUAGGAACUUUUGUUGGCAAGAGUGCAGCAUUACAGAAACAAGUGUCUGUGCUGUCUGAACGUAUGCGGAAUAUAUCAGAGGCUGUGUCAACACCACCAGGUACACCAGAUUUGUCUCGUAAAGCUGCAUCUCCGGAUUCUCCAAACUUGAACAAGAAUGCUUCAGGAAGUCAGCCACAUCUUGCUUCCCAGAAAUCGUUACAUGAAGUACCUAAUGGCAUUGAAAAGAAGGCAGAAAACAAGAAAGAGGAGGAGAAGAAACUUAUAGAAGCUGAGAAAAUGGAAACUGAGAGAGUGAAACUUGGUGUAUUCGCAGCCUAUGUAAAGUCUGUAGGUGUGAUACUCAGCGUGCUGACUGUGUUGUUUUACAUACUAUACAAUGCAGCCAACUUGUAUUCAAACAUCUGGCUCAGUGAUUGGAGUAAUGACGCCACAAACUACGACCUGACUGGUAACUUCACAGUGGACACUAAACAAAGGGAUCUUCGCCUAGGCAUCUAUGGCUUGCUUGGAUUUAUACAAGGUGUGUUUAUUUUGGCUGCAAGUAUUUCAUUAUUUAUCGGCAACGUUAGAGCUGGGCGGAGAAUUCAUUCGUGGAUUUUAAGAAACAUAGUUGCCUCCCCUAUGUCCUUUUUCGACACAACACCAGGGGGAAGAAUAUUGAACAGAUUCAGUAAAGAUAUAGACGUUAUAGAUACACUGAUAGCGGUCAACUUCCAGGCAUGGAUUACUUGUCUUCUACGUGUGCUCUGUGUACCCGUUGUGAUAGGAUAUAGCACCCCUCUAUUUCUGACAGUGUUUGUGCCCAUAGUCAUUCUCUACCUGGUUAUUCAGCGCUUCUAUGUGGCAACGUCCCGCCAGCUUAAACGACUCGAGUCAGUGAGUAGAUCUCCAAUCUACUCCCAUUUUGGGGAGACGGUUACGGGAGUGACAACUGUGCGAGCAUAUAGACAACAGGAACGGUUUAUAGAAACUUCUGACAAUAAAGUGGAUGCUAACUUGGAAUGCCAUUAUCCCACUAUUAUAUCUAACAGGUGGUUAGCCAUUCGUUUGGAAUUUGUUGGGAACUGUAUUCUGUUUUUUGCUGCACUGUUUGCCGUCAUUGCACGAGAUUCACUGUCCCCUGGUAUUGUGGGUCUCUCAAUCACAUAUGCUCUAAAUGUGACUCAGACCUUGAACUGGAUGGUGCGUAUGACCACAGAAUUGGAGACGAACAUCGUAGCUGUGGAGAGAGUGAAAGAAUAUUCUGAAACACCCACAGAGGCUGCCUGGGAAAUUGCUGAGAAACGUCCAUCUGAAAGUUGGCCUGAUAAUGGACAGGUGAAGUUUGAGAACUACGGGACUAGAUAUAGGGAGGGAUUAGAUCUGGUUAUUAAAGGAAUUGACUGUACUGUCAAUCCAGGAGAAAAAGUUGGUAUAGUUGGACGUACGGGUGCUGGAAAGUCUUCCCUUACUCUUGCUUUGUUCCGUAUCAUAGAACCUGCACAGGGACGCAUCAUUAUAGACGGUGUGGAUAUUGGGGAAAUAGGUCUACAUGAUCUACGUAGUAAACUUACAAUUAUACCACAGGAACCAGUUUUAUUCUCUGGUACACUGAGGAUGAAUCUUGAUCCAUUUGACCAGCAUACAGAUGAUGCUGUAUGGACAGCUUUAGAACAUGCUCACCUGAAAGCAUUUGUGUCCAGUCUACCUACAAAGUUAGAGUACGAGUGUACUGAGGGAGGAGAAAAUCUCAGUGUUGGACAACGGCAGCUGGUGUGUUUAGCAAGAGCUUUGUUACGGAAGACAAAAAUUCUGGUCCUGGACGAGGCGACUGCCGCAGUCGACCUGGAAACUGAUGAUCUGAUACAGCAUACUAUACGUACAGAAUUUAGUGAUGCCACUGUGCUUACAAUAGCUCAUAGACUUAACACUAUCAUGGACUACACUAGGGUAAUGGUGCUGGACCAGGGAAAUAUUCGGGAGUUCCAGAGUCCACAGGAGCUAUUACGGAAUAAAGAUAGUAUAUUUUAUGGUAUGGCUUCAGAUGCCGGCCUGGUCUGAUGAUAUAGGUGCUCUUAGAUUGUGUGGAUUGAUGGAAGUGUUAGUAUAACUGUAUUUAAGAAUGAAGAGGCAACCUCGAGUGUUUUAGAAUACAUUGGUGACAGUACACAAAAAUUAUAAAGCUGCCAGAGUUCACAAACAUGGUUUUAUAGAAAUGCUUCAAAUUAAAAUGGACCAUUUGACAACUAAAUUCAGGUGAAGAUACGUAUACUUUGUAUCUAUAGUAAAACAAGGAUCACUCAAGGUGACAAUUGGAAGAGUUAAAUACUGGAGUUACCCAGAGUUUCCAGUUCAAACAUAGAGAAUAUAGGGGAAGUGACCAGGAACCUAAUGAAUGGCUUGAGCAAGCCCUCAUACGUGAGAGGGCUGUGUUACACUGUACAUUAAAUAGCUGUUGCUUCAUUUUGAAAUUACAGAAAUGAUUGUUUUUUUGUGAUCGCUCAAUGUCUGGCAUGUGUCUGUCAACAUUUUGCUUGUGUAUGCGAUAGAGGCUGUAUUUAUCAAUAGAUCUUCAUGAAAUUUGGUCAGAAUGAUUACCUUGAUAAAAUCUAGGUCAAGUUUGAAUAUCGGUCAUCUGGGAUCAAAAACUAGGUCACUAGGUCAAAUCAAAGACAAUACUUUGACCGCCUCGAUAGCCUAGUGGUAGAGCGUCCGCUUCGAGUGCGGGAGGUCGUGGGUUCGAUCCCCGGCUGCAUCAUACCAGAGACGUAAAAAAUGGUACCAGUGGCUCCCUUGCUUGGCACUCAGCAUUAAAAGGACAGAAACUGGCCUCUUCUCUCAUACCCUCAUGGCGAUGGAUUCCAUCAGGAAUGAGGUGUCGAGAGUGAUUAAUAUAAGUUGUAGAACUUCUUUCACAAUCGACCUAAAAUAAGUUAUGUAUAAACUAAAGACAAUACUUGUUUAAACUGAAGAGACCACAUUUUUUGGUUAUAUAGGAAAAAAUACUUUAAAAAUUAUCAGAUCAUAUUUCCUAGACUGUUUAAUUAUAAUUACCUGAUGACCCCAAGUGAUUAGGGGUCACUUGACUGUGACCUUGACUUACUGACCUACUUUCUUGUUUUUAGCACACCUGUCAAAUAGUGACAGGGUGAGCUUUUGUGAUCGCCCUUCGUCCGUCGUCCAUCCACAAUUUCUUCUGAACAAGAUAGAGACCACAUUUUGCAAGCAAUUUUGAUCAAACUUGUACAAAACUUGUAUUGGCAUGAUAUCUGAGUUCCUUUCAAAAACUGGCCAGAUCCCAUCAUGGGUUCUAGAGUUAUUGCCCCUUAACCCUUUACUCCAUAGAUACUCCUUUUAACGCAUCUAUGCAUUACUCCAUAGAUACUCCUUUUAACGCAUCUAUGCAUUACUCCAUAGAUACUCCUUUUAUCGCAUUCUACUACACUGAUAAUUUAAAUGCAAAAUACCAAUAAAAUAUAUUGGCAAUGAAGCCCACAAAAGCAUAUUUGUGAAGUUUAAACUGUUAAUUAAAAGAUCAGUUUCAGAAAAA
This is a messenger RNA of Mercenaria mercenaria, 6308 nucleotides long. Its product is annotated as multidrug resistance-associated protein 1-like. Gene Ontology annotation, molecular function: ABC-type transporter activity; ATP hydrolysis activity; ATP binding. Bases 128 to 4819 code for a protein of 1563 amino acids. Gene Ontology annotation, biological process: transmembrane transport. The transcript has 30 exons. The record is from RefSeq and is a predicted model, not a curated record. Gene Ontology annotation, cellular component: membrane. NCBI's taxonomy places the organism in Eukaryota, Metazoa, Mollusca, Bivalvia, Venerida, Veneridae.